Aspergillus wentii DTO 134E9 is the source of this 726-nucleotide messenger RNA. RefSeq lists its product as uncharacterized. The coding region runs from base 402 to 698 and encodes 98 amino acids. The record is from RefSeq and is a predicted model, not a curated record. Lineage: Eukaryota; Fungi; Ascomycota; Eurotiomycetes; Eurotiales; Aspergillaceae. The transcript has 2 exons.
CGAACCCAUUAUAUUCUCUCUAUCUAUUUCGCUUGAUCUUCUUUUUCCUGUCUUCUUAUAAGAAAACAACGACAGUAAGUAUCAUCGACCAAGAACUAUAUCACUCUUGAUUAACGCAUAUGUAGCCAUGGGGAUCCCAACACCCAAGCCCGAGAAAAAAUCAACCGCGCCUACCCCCAAGGUAUGACAUCAAGUUACUUCCUUUCUCCAUUUUCAACACAGAAAUUCGUUGAUUCUCUUUCAUGAUAACUGACAUGAUCUUAAUCAUAUAGAGCCAGCCAGCCGCUGCCGUCGUCACCACCACUACCACCACCCAGUGCUCCUGGCCCGAAACCUGGGAAGAGGUAACAUGAGCCAAUACGUAUCUACCGCCACUAUAGGUACUAACAAAGUCUUUCUAGAUGUUGAAUGACCUAGCCGUCCAGGGCGUGCGCCUCCCUCCGGGGGACGAGCAGCAGCAGCUCCCGAUGUCUGCGCAAGACCAGCGGCGUCGGGAGCUGCUUGCUGAGCUCGAGAGAUCCUGGAGGGAAGGCCGCGCCGCACAGGCAGAGAGUAGAAGAGCAGAGAGGGCCUUAGAAAGGGCAGAGCAAAAUCUGCGGGAGACAGAGGCACGGCUGGAGGUCAAAGAGGAGGAGUUGGAGGCAGAGGAGGAGCAGGCGGAGGAGCCGCAAUUGUUUCCCCGUUUCUCUAAUUUCUGAAAUUUACCGGGAAAGAAGAACUCAAGCU